Molecule: messenger RNA, 699 nt
Organism: Olea europaea var. sylvestris
Lineage: Eukaryota; Viridiplantae; Streptophyta; Magnoliopsida; Lamiales; Oleaceae
Product: enolase-like
Exons: 4
Coding region: 28-369 (113 amino acids)
Biological process (GO): glycolytic process
Cellular component (GO): phosphopyruvate hydratase complex
Molecular function (GO): phosphopyruvate hydratase activity; magnesium ion binding
Source: RefSeq, a predicted model, not a curated record
UUUAUCUAUCAGUUUCCUCAUUUGUGCAUGAAUGAAGUCUUUUUCUUUUCUUUCAACCUCCUCUUAUCCUUUUUCUUCUGCCUAUUGCAACUCGAGUCAUUGUUUGUUCCUCCAUUAACAUCUCCUCUGUUUGAUGAAGUAGUAUCAAAAUCUGAAGAAUUAGAUAGACUAAGGCUAGUAUCUGAGAACUUUGGAAAUUAUGAAGCUCUUGAAUCGAGAGAUAGAGGGUCAGACUACCUUGGGAAGGGUGUCUCAAAGGCCGUUAACAAUGUUAACACUAUCAUUGGCCCUGUGCUCAUUGGCAAGCAGGUCCGAACAGAUCACACUGGUAUAGAUAACUUCAUAUUUCAACAACUUGAUAGAACUUAGAAUGAAUGGAUGUGGUGCAAAGAGAAGCUGGAGCUGUUGUUCUCAAUAUUUCCUAUACAAGGUAUGUUGCAGAUCAUUCUAUUGUAGCCAACCUUUCCCCUAAUAAGAGAAUUUGUUGGUCUAGUGUGUUUAUCCCUAUCAAUGGCUCUCAUAAUUGGCAAAACACAGCUCUACACGGUGUCCACUACCUUGUACCUGAUUUUCGCCUGAAUUGAUCAAAACAACGUAAUAGAAUCUGUGCUAGAUUUUCUUAGAUUUUCUAUAGUCAUCCAUAUUGUUUUUCAUACAUUCCAUGUUGGUGGAUCUAUCAUAUGUAAUUAAUAUGAAUAU